Messenger RNA from Salvia splendens (bonfire salvia), 741 nucleotides. RefSeq lists its product as uncharacterized. The record is from RefSeq and is a predicted model, not a curated record. NCBI's taxonomy places the organism in Eukaryota, Viridiplantae, Streptophyta, Magnoliopsida, Lamiales, Lamiaceae. The transcript is spliced from 2 exons. Bases 1 to 741 code for a protein of 246 amino acids. Gene Ontology annotation, molecular function: nucleic acid binding.
AUGGAGAAACAAAUCAGAAAUUUUAUAAGGGAAUGCGAUACGUGCCAACGUUUCAAGUAUGAUAAUAGUGCUUCACCAGGAUUGCUACAACCACUGCCUAUCCCUGAAGCCGCCCUGUCACAAGUCAGUCUUGACUUCAUUGAAGUUCUCCCUGUAUCUCAAGGGAAAUCAACUGUACUAGUGGUGGUGGAUAGACUGACUAAAUAUGCUCAUUUUAUGUCCCUUACCCAUCCAUACUCGGCUCUCUCAGUUGCUCAGGCUUCCUUGAUCACGUGUUUAAACUCCAUGGACUUUCUACUAUUCUCAUCAGUGACAGAGAUAAGACGUGAUUCAACCGUGCAUGAUGUAAAUGAGAGUCUUUUGGCUAGAGAAGCUAUGAUGGAUGUGCUGAAAUUCCACCUGGGCCACGCUCAACGGAGCAUGAAACAACAACACGACAAGCAUCGCUCAGACCGACGUUUUGCUAUAGGUGAUUGGGUUUAUUUGAAGCUCCAACCUUACCGUCAGAACACCCUCCGUGAUAGACAAUUCCACAAACUCAGCCUCCGCUUCUUUGGACCCUUCAAGAUUGUGGACGAGUUUGGAGAAGUGGCGUACAAGCUUGCCCUGCCUGCUGAUGCAAAAUUACACCCGGUUUUUCAUGUAUCUCAAUUGAAGAAGAAGGUAGGGCCACUCUCUCUACUCCAUGGCACCCUACCAGUCAUCGGCAACUCAACUUUUUUGAACCAGUCCAGAUUCUAG